AUGCAACUCACCACCAUCACCCUCACCCUCCUCGGCCUCGCCGCCACCGCCCUCGCCGUAUCUGCCACCCAAACCAGCCGUGCCCUACCACCAGUCAGCACCAGCCUUCCCUGCACAAACGGCUACUGGUCUUGCAGCGGCAGCAACCUCCGGGUCUGCUCCAACGGCAACUGGGUCCUAUCCGCGGUCUGCUCCUCGGCCGGCUGCUGCUCGGUUACGGACGGCGGGUUGAAUGCGCACUGCACCUGCUAG
Messenger RNA from Dichotomopilus funicola, 252 nucleotides. RefSeq lists its product as uncharacterized. The record is from RefSeq and is a predicted model, not a curated record. The coding region runs from base 1 to 252 and encodes 83 amino acids. The transcript has a single exon. Lineage: Eukaryota; Fungi; Ascomycota; Sordariomycetes; Sordariales; Chaetomiaceae.